Messenger RNA from Helobdella robusta, 468 nucleotides. RefSeq lists its product as hypothetical. Lineage: Eukaryota; Metazoa; Annelida; Clitellata; Rhynchobdellida; Glossiphoniidae. The transcript has 3 exons. The record is from RefSeq and is a predicted model, not a curated record. Bases 1 to 468 code for a protein of 155 amino acids.
AUGGCCAUGAAUACCGAUAAUGGGACGCUGCCUAUAUGUGUUGGUGGCCUGGGUUUGGGAUCCGCGGCUGAGCUGGCACCUUCUGCCUUUUUGGCUUCUGCUGCUGCCACGGUGGCCCUCCAGGAUCUGAUGUUGCCGAGGGAUGGGAUUUAUGUCGAUAACUUCAGAAUACAAGCCAGACAUACGGCUGUCAACGAAUACCUGGUACGAUGUUUUCAAAAGGCUGAUAUCCCGGUUAUAAAAGAACCCAUGGGUUUGAUAGAGGAAGGAGCCUUUAAGCCUGAUGGUUACACUAUCACCCCAUGGGCUCAGGGACGGUCCCUGGCUUGGGACGUUACCUUACCCCACACUAUGGCUGACCGAUAUAUCGGCUACACUUCAGUUAAGGCGGGCACUGCUGCCCUUAAAGCGUCCGAUUUCAAAAUUGAAAAAUACGUUUCAUUAAACAAUUUAAGCAAAAUAUUUUAA